This is a messenger RNA of Cyphellophora europaea CBS 101466, 498 nucleotides long. RefSeq lists its product as uncharacterized. Gene Ontology annotation, biological process: mitochondrial electron transport, cytochrome c to oxygen. Gene Ontology annotation, cellular component: mitochondrial inner membrane. The record is from RefSeq and is a predicted model, not a curated record. NCBI's taxonomy places the organism in Eukaryota, Fungi, Ascomycota, Eurotiomycetes, Chaetothyriales, Cyphellophoraceae. Bases 1 to 498 code for a protein of 165 amino acids. The transcript is spliced from 4 exons.
AUGGCGUCCACCACUGUCUUCCGUCUGGCAGCUCGCAGCACCUCCACCCUCCUCCGACCCUGCGCCCGUCCUGUUUUCAGAGCUCCCUCGCUAGCUGCUCCCAAGUCCCUUACCCAAAAAUCCGCCUUCAGCUCUUGCGCCGUGCGAAGAAGUGGCGGACACGAGGAAGAGACCUUCGAAGAAUUCUCGUCUAGAUACGAGAAGGAAUUCGAUGCCGUUCAGGAUGUCUUUGAGCUUCAGCGAAACCUAAAUAACGCCUUUGCGUACGAUCUUGUUCCUUCGCCAGGCGUCGUUACUGCAGCGCUCAAGGCUGCUCGCCGAGUGAACGAUUACCCUACUGCCGUCAGAAUAUUUGAAGGUAUCAAGGCCAAGGUCGAGAACAUCCAGCAAUACGAAGAGUAUCUUGAAGAGCUCAAGCCGGUACGGGAGGAGCUUGGUAUCAACUUGAAGGAAGAUCUCUACCCCGAAGGCACCGACUCACCACACUACAACCCAUAA